This is a messenger RNA of Hansenula anomala, 542 nucleotides long. RefSeq lists its product as uncharacterized. NCBI's taxonomy places the organism in Eukaryota, Fungi, Ascomycota, Saccharomycetes, Phaffomycetales, Wickerhamomycetaceae. The record is from RefSeq and is a predicted model, not a curated record. The annotation marks the transcript as partial. The transcript has a single exon.
AGAACCGAGUAACGCUGCUGGCACAAGAGUUCCUCAACAGACACACGCAGAAGAUAGGAAGAAGCCAAAUCGAUGAGAGCAGCUUUUUGAACUGUUUCUAUACAAAUUUUCUUAAUUUUAAAGGCCCAGUCAAUUAAGCGCUGAUAAAAAAAAAUCAAUCGAUGACUCCGGGCAACAAAUUGAAAAAAAAAAUCAGGUCACGUGCACAGAUUAAUCAAAAAAAAAAAAUUUAAAUUGUAUAAACUUUUCACUUUGAUGAGACAUAAAGAAGUUUUGAAAUAUAUACAAUCACACUAUUCACAAUGGCCCAAGCUCCUUUAAAAGUCAAGUCCAAGGAAAAGAAAAGAAUCACAAAGAAACAGCAGAACCCAAAGAAGGCUGCUCCUAAAAUCAUCAAGCCAAAGAAUGAAAAAUUGGCUACAAUGUCUAAAUUAAGUAAAAGUUAUUCUGUCACUGCAUCAACUGAAAAAUUGAUUGCAUCUCGUGUUGGUCAUUUAGAAUUGUUGAAAGGUAGUAGAAGAGAAGUUGAAAAAGAACAAAAA